Molecule: messenger RNA, 3528 nt
Organism: Thermochaetoides thermophila DSM 1495
Lineage: Eukaryota; Fungi; Ascomycota; Sordariomycetes; Sordariales; Chaetomiaceae
Product: putative heavy metal protein
Exons: 7
Coding region: 1-3528 (1175 amino acids)
Biological process (GO): transmembrane transport
Cellular component (GO): membrane
Molecular function (GO): ATP binding; ABC-type transporter activity; ATP hydrolysis activity
Source: RefSeq, a predicted model, not a curated record
AUGUUAGACCCAAGAGCGAUCGACGACAUGGCCGACGUAGCGUCGGUUAAGGCUCCCCUUCGCCGGAUGCUCUCAGUACUCCAUUAUGCCUACCCUGCCAUCAUCUUCCUCUACUACAUGUCAGCCAGCAGCUUCGCCAUCUGUACCUUGCAGACAAAGAUCUCAAAGCAGCAGCAUCCUCGUCGUCGGGUCAUCACCUGGCUGCUCGCCUCGAUCAUUCUCACAUACUUCUCUGAGCUUCUUGCUCUCGGAACCAGGGGCUUGGCGCUGCACGAGUUCCCGAUCGCUGAUCAAGACAUGGUCAUCAGCCUCCUCUCGUGCGCUCUGGCCUAUGGUGUGGUCUUUGCCGGGCUUGUCGACUCUAAACAUCCCGUCUGGUACCCUUACACUGGCACCUUUGCAGUGGCUCUCAUCUUCGAGCCCGUCGUUCAGGUCGUAUCCUGGGUCACCCGGUCUCCAGAGUCUCUUGAGUGGGCGGAAAUCUUUGAGAUUUUGGUUGUCACAGUCAGAUACCUCGCUGCCGCGUCCGCUUUUGCGUUAUAUUACAUGGGAAACCGCGCUGCUAAGCCGGAACAAGCCACCGACUCGGAGCGACAGAGCCUACUGAGGGCCAAUGGUAGCGUCAAUGAAGCCGAUGUCGACGGUCAGGCUGGACGCAACCAGGACAGCUAUGGGACCACGAGCGGCUCAAGCAAUGACAGUGACAGCGACUCGGAUAGCGAUGACGAUGAGAACCCUUGGGCUAGUCGCCAAAAGAAAGCUAGUAAGCGAAUGGAGAAGCGGCUUAAGGAAAACGGCAACUGGCUCACAUAUGCCAAGGGCUACCUUGUGAUCUUCUUCCCAUACAUUUGGCCAGUGAACAACAGGGAGCUUCAGAUGGGUAUCAUCCAAGAUAGCUUGACGGGUCAGAACAAUAAGAACCCCUGGAUUGAGGUCUCAAUCUUUGCCGGCUUGAAGCUGGUCGCUUCUGAGGCGGGAAUUUCGCUGCUGCGCCAAUGGCUCUGGAUCCCGGUCGAGUAUUACACCUUUGGCGCCUUGAGCACAGCGGCUUACUCGCAUGUGUUGAACCUCUCCUCGGACUUUCACGACUCCAAGAGCUCCUCGGACAUCAUGAUGGCCAUCCAGUGCGGUCAGAGCAUCUCCAACAUUCUCGAGUCGGUCUGCUUCCGGGCAGUUCCGAUGUUCAUUGACAUGACUGUCGCCUUUGUCUAUCUCUCGGCGAUGCUGGGCCCAUACGAAGGGUUUAUUACCAUUGCCACGGCUGUUGUCUUCAUGUAUAUUGCCACGCGCAUGAUUUCGGGGCUGAAGAACGCACGUAGGAGCGAAGUGAGCGCGUGGUACCGCGAGCAUUACGUCCGCCAGGCCGGUAUUCAGGGCUGGUCGACCGUUGCUAGCUUCAACCAGAUCAGCCACGAAGAGGACCGUUACUCGGCUGCAGUCAGGGAUCGCGUAGAGAAGACCCAGAAGGUAUACUUCGGCUAUAUCCUGACUUACGCCCUCCAGUUUCUGGUUUUGCUCUCCGGUCUUAUCGCGGGCGCCUUCCUUGCUGUCUAUCAAAUCACCCACGGCCAGGCAACUGCCGGUCAGUUUAUUAUGCUGCUGACAUACUGGGCGCAACUGGUGUCACCUUUGACCUUCUUUGCGAGCUUGGGUCGCAGUAUUUCAAGGGAUUUACUGCAGGCCGAGCAGUUGCUGGAGAUCAUGCAGACUAAGCCGACUAUCGUCAGCAAGCAUGGGGCACCGCCGUUGCAGUUCCACGGGGGCGAGGUGCGCUUCGAGGGUGUGCACUUCUCGUAUGAUGGCAAGAAAGAAAUCCUGAAGGAUAUCAACUUCAGGGCAGAGCCGGGAAUGACGGUUGCGUUUGUCGGAGCCACUGGCGCCGGCAAAUCGACCAUCCUCAAGCUUUUGGAUCGGUUUUACGAUGUCACCAAAGGCAGAAUUAGCAUUGAUGGGCAGGAUAUCCGCGAUGUCGAUCUGCAUAGCCUCCGCGCACAAAUUGGUGUCGUGCCGCAGAACCCGAUCCUGUUCGACGACACCAUCAUCAACAAUGUGCGCUACGCGAAGCUCACGGCUACUGACGAGGAGGUAUAUGAGGCGUGUAAGGCAGCCUGCAUCCACGAGCAGAUCCUCAAGUUCACCGAUGGCUACCAAACCAGGGUUGGCGAGCGCGGCGUCAAGAUUUCCGGUGGCGAACUACAGCGCGUUGCGAUUGCCAGGGCUAUCCUGAAGAAGCCGGCCAUCGUGCUGUUGGAUGAGGCCACCAGUGCGGUCGACACCGAGACUGAGCAGAAGAUCCAGGAGGCUCUGCGAAAGCUUUGUGAGGGCCGCACCACGUUUAUUGUUGCUCACCGCCUGUCGACUAUCAUGAAUGCGGACCGCAUCAUAGUCGUGAAGGACGGCGAGAUCGUUGAGCAGGGCAACCACGAGGAGCUGAUUCGCGCCAACGGCAAGUAUGCAGACCUGUGGUCUAAGCAGGUCUUCAUCAAGUCCAAGAACCGCGACCAGAGCACCGAUGACGAGUCCACCUCCAGCAUUGUCAAUGACUUGACCCCUGAAAAGGCCAAGACCGAGUUGGCGAAGGUCAAGUCCAGCAUCAUCAACGGCGAAGCCAGCAACUCUGCGAAUGGCGUAGCUAAGAACAGCGAACAGCCCAACACUAAACCUGGAAACGGCACUGCCAAGGUCAACAAUGGCAACACUGCUGCGUCUACCAAUCACAAGAAAGAGCGCCAUGUGUGUCCGUUUAUUUUUCUAACCUGUGCCCUUUCCGCAAAACUCAAGGGCUCUUCACAACUUAAUCCCGGCGCGCCAGAGUUCACGCCGCGUUCCGCUCGUGGGUAUGGAGUCUUGUCAGCCAGCGCGACACCGUUUUCUCCGAUCGGUGUGACGGCUACUGCGACAGCGGAUUCGAUACAACCAAAUCCCACGACGACAAUGGCGACGAGGGGAAACCUGACUUCGACUCCGGCUGCGGCGGCCAUGCACGCCCUGAACCGGUCAAUGGAUGGAUGGUAUGACGAAGACGGUGCUGCGGCGGGACUGGUGCAUGCCUUCCCCCCACCCCCGCCACCACCGACGCCUCAGAUGGGGUAUCAGAGCGUUGUUGGACCGCAGGGGCAGCUUUCACAGCAUGUUCAGUUCAUUACGGGGCCAACACAACCAUCGGGGCAGGUCUUUGUCGUGCCUGCUGCGGCGUCGGUCCCGGUGUCGGGACAGGGGCAGUACACUGUUUUCCAUUCGACCCCUUCGGGAGGGAUGAUUUCAUAUACGUCUGCGGCGGGAUCGAGCAUGGGGUUUCUUUCUUUGUCAAGGGCUGUCAGAGCAGAGGAGGAGCACGACAAGGUGACGGGACGGAGGGUUGAGGAUGUGGGGGAUGAAGAUGGUGACGUUUCGGAUGGGGAGGGGUUGUUGGGGCCUGGUCCGAGAGAUAACGACAGUGGGGGGUUGAAGUAUCCUAGGUAUCUUUCGAGGAGGGUGAAGAGUAAGAGUGAGCCGUCGCCGGAUGGGGUUGCAUUGGGGCAUGUAUGA